ACUACCAUUUAUAUAGAGGACAAAACAAACUAAAGUGCCGAUUUGUCUCUGCAUGUUUAUAUCUAUUGAUCUACAAAACAUAACAUAUUUUUGUGCUUUUACGAAAAGAUGUGACGAUGUCCGCACAAACUGGGGGACAAAGACUUAUAGAUUAUUUUGUUGUAUGUGGCCUUGAUAAUGUGUCUGGAUUGGAGCCCGACCAGUUAUUAGGUGACUCAUUGCAUGUAGCUCCAGUUGAGAGAUCUUACAAAGCCAAAACUUUAGCUCACUAUCCUGAGAGUGUUUCAUGGAAUCCAUUUGAUGAACAUGCUGUCUGCAUGCUAUCGCUUCCAAAUGGACUACAAUUUAAGCUCAACACUGAAACCCACUCACCUUCAUUUCAUUCAUUUCUCAUCACACGCGAGGACGGCUCUCGCUUGCAUGGAUUUGCCCUAACAUUCUAUGAAAAGGUCAAAGACUAUGGAAUCUGCCAGGCAAUGCAAAUACUUCAGGAUAUGUUCAUGGCUGAACUAGCUUUAAGCUCUACAAAAACCCGAUCCCAUUCAGCGAUUCCCUAUAGGGACCAUUUGGAAGGAUUCGAAACCUACCUACAUAAUAAAUCUCCAAGCCCAACACCUGAAAUCAAACUAUACAACUCAGAGAAGCACAAUCUAUUGGUUUCCAAGUGUCUAUGUCUUGUUAUGCCGUUACCUUUUAUAAGUGCUGCAAAGGCAUGUCUGAACAAAAUUUACCAGGCAGGGUUACAUGAAGAAGAUUUAAACUUUCCUUUAGAGUGUUAUCUAUAUAAUCUCAUAUAUGAAGUCCCUCUACCUCCCCCUGGAAGAAAUUUGAAAUUUACUUGUAUUAUGGAGGAGGUUAUGUGUCAAAGGCCUGGGCCUAAUGAGCUGCCACUCUUUGAUUAUUCAAUGGAAGAUUUACUUGAGAUUGUUGGCAUAAAAGAUUUUUUAAAAUUGGUCUCCUGUGUCAUGCUGGAACAUCAGAUUUUAAUUAUUGGAUCUGAUUUUUACACCUUUAUGUUGGUAGCUGAAACCAUAACCUCGGUAAUAUUCCCUUACACAUGGCAACAUGUUUAUGUUCCAAUACUUCCAGCUUCGCUUCUGCAUUUCCUAGAGGCACCUGUACCGUUUGUAAUGGGUUUGUACUGCAAUGAUACCAAUGACACCGAUGCACUACUGCCUGCAAAGUCAUCGUUAUGUUGCCUGGAUUUAAACAACCGUGUUCUAACUGUUCCGGACGAGUUACCCGAAUUACCACACGAGAAGGAACUGUCCCAGGAAUUGUCCGAAGUUUUAGCAAAAUAUAGCAAAAAGGCAAAUGGAUCACCUAAUACAGGCCGAUCAAGUCCUUCCCAAAUCCCAAAAAAGAAAAACUCUGACGCUCGGCUAAUCGCUAGAAAACCUAAGAAAGUAGACGUAAUUAAGGCUGGUUUGACUCAUUUAAAGACGAGUAGAAGUGCUUCGAAUUUAACUCCAGGUGAAGGAAUAAACCCUAGGUUAGCCUCGUUGGAAAAAGUUGCCCAAAAAACGGGCAUUCAAAUAAAUUUACCAUUGGAUGGUAAAGAAAAACCGAGCGUUGACGUUGAACUGGACACGAAUGACGCGAGCGAGGGGGUGCAGGGACUGAAUGCUAAGAAAAUGCGGGAGUUGGAAUUUAAUCUGGAAAUUCGUGAAAUCUUAUUGAACUGGUUUACUCAGCUAUUUUAUGAUUAUGCGAGUUUUGUUAUAUACCCGCAGAACGAUGAAGAUAUCGAACAGUGGCUUCAAAAUCGGGAGCAAAUGGAAAAUUUUGAUAAAGCGGCAUUUUUGUCGGAUCAACCACCACAAUUUUUACCGUUUUUGGCUCCCUUCAUUGAAACGCAAAUGUUUGCAACUUUUAUUGAUAACAAGUUGUUUGAUUCUGAUCACGACACGAGACUAGCUGUGUUUGAUCAGAGGAUAGAGCAAAUAAAUAACAGGUUGGGCAAUGAUGUCAGGUCGCAUUCGUACGAGAGAUGUCAGAGUGUAAGGACCGCAUUACAAGUUUUAUCCAAACGGACGAACUCCAUUGAUCACACAGCACCAGUUCCUCAUGUACUUGACGUAGAGAUAAGGCGAGGGAUGGGUGAUGGAAUUUUUCCGGAUUUGAUCGAAGAAGCUUUUGUGCUGGAUAAUGUUGAUUACGGACGUCGUCAGCCGAAAGUCAACUGGCGACGUCGAGAUCGGCAGAAGCAACACUCAGAGCAUAUAUCACUUAACGCCGCCAUAAAGCAGGACGGGAAGAAAAUACGAGACAAGCUUGCUGUCAGCCUUAAGAGAUACCUGCAGGAGAACAAAAGUACAAGAAGCGCGAAGUCUCAACUCGGUGACAUGAGCUUGAACUCGUCUGAUGCACACAUCAGUUUUAUUCAGCAAUUAUUGACUGAGUGUAAAGCAAAGACAAAAAGAAUGCUGGUGUUGAAGAUGGGUCAGGAAGCAAAAGAUCUCGGUCAUAAUGAUGUCAAAGGCGUCGAAGAGAACACGUUGAUUGCAAGUUUGUGUGAUCUUCUUGAUAGGAUCUGGGGACAUGGAUUGAACAUACGGAAGGCGAAGUCUCCGCUUUGGUUUCAUCUACUGUCUUACUAUGAAAGCUGUGAUGGAGACGCCAUGGAACUUUCUGAAGACAGUUUCAGUAGCAUGUCAUUUCCACGAAGUGCUGAAUCAUCCCCAGUCCUUCCACGAAAACAACACAUGCGACGGAGCACCUCGCCAGAACCUAGUCGGGUACGGACGGAAAGUCCCGCCGGUCGUCGUGUUACUAUGGCUUCGAAGACUUUGGGGACCGAUGUAAGUCGUCAGAGGAGUUUUUCUCCGAGCCCAUUAAACCGCGUUCAACGACACGAACGACAUCGUCGCUGUACCUCGCCUUCUUUGCCCGUUUUUAAGCUGUCAGAGUUUAAUCCACAAUCGAGCUCUUCUGGUCUGCCUCAGAUAAACAUAAUACCACCUUUAGUCGAUGUUGAAAAGGGUCGUUUGUUAAUUACUAUCAGGAGUGUGAGAAAUUUAUCUGAAAUUAAGACUGACACCGGGUGCCUUCGCGCCUUUGUAAGGUUGGCACUUGAAAAGAAAACAUUGUCCAAGCAUUUGAAAACAUUGUUGAAUGAUAAAGAUAUUUUAAGGCAGUACUACAAGAAUUAUGCGUUUGUCCGCACAGAAGAAGAAAGAGAGCAGUUCUUGUACUAUUUAUUGUCGUUAAAUGCUGUGGAUUAUUUCUGCUUUACCAAUUGUUUCACUACUUUAGCAAUCACGUAUAAAGUUGUCAUAGUAACAGGCAAGCAGCUUGGCGGCAGCACGACUACAGCAAAUGUGUGGAUGAUUUUGGCGGGAGAAAUAAAAGAUACCAAUAUCAUUGAUGUACCCAAGGGAGAAUGUGAAUUUCGUUUUCAGCAUCCAAAUGUUGGCAAGCUAACAACAUUGCGGAUCGGUCAUGAUAGCUCUGGGUAUGCUCCUGGAUGGUUUGUUGAACAAGUCUUGGUUAGAAAUGAGAUUACGGGACAUCUUUAUCGGUUUCCAUGCGGCCGGUGGUUAGCGAAGAGUAAUGAUGAUGGAAGUACAGAAAGAUUGUUGGUGGCAGAAUUACAGCAGAAACAAAACAAUAAUAACGAAGAAUGUGGAGGUUCCAAUUCAAAUUCACCUCAAAGAAGAUCACCAGUCGUCGCUCGAAAAACCCCUGAAAGGAACAGUAUUCCAGUCGUUCAGGAAAACGUCGCUAACGCGGUUAAUAACAUCGUGAAAUAUUUUUGUAGACAAGAACCAGGCGAGAGAGGUUACCUGACGUACUUGCUUUGUGGUGAAAAUGGACUUUGUGAUUCAUUGGAUCAGGUCUUCCAAUGUGGUUUCAAAUCAUCGCGACUCUUUCAAAAGAACUUUUUCAUCUGGGAUUUUAUUGAAAAAGUGUACAUGUAUCUUAAUUCCGAAGAAGGAUCAUUCAUUUUGACAGAACAGCGUCAUGCUAAAUUAUCGUUUUGUUCAGUCGUUCAGAAGAUUAAUGAUGCCUCACAGACGGUCGGUAAGGAUGGCAAGUUCCAAACUCUUAUUUGUCUCGGUGCAAGGGAUCAUUUGCUCGAGGAGUGGUUCCCUCUGAUCUCUGUAUGCCCAGUCACGACUCACAUGUACGAACAAAACUCAUUCUUGCGAGAUAAAGACAUGAUUCAAUUCCUGGUCGAUGUACUUCGUUCAUUGGUUGAAUUCAAUAUCGUACUCGAGUCGUCACUGUUGAAAGGAAUAUCAUAGCAGGUUUGGAAUUCCAGGUAUACAGCUGUUAACUGAACGGCGGUAUCCUAUGUAUGUUCGAUGUGUAACACGGCUAAAUCACAAAUCCGGGGUAAAUCUAUCCUAACCUUUCACUUCCGAUAUGUUAAUUCCGUGAUAUAUAUUGGGAUGGGGUUCUUUUGUUCAAGUCGUCGUUCGGGAAAACCUCGGUCAUGAAAAUUUUGGGGAGAAUGGGAGGUUAAAUAUGGGUUUAAUAAUGGAUUAAUUUAACAAUAGACUUUAUUCACAAACGAAGAAUUUACCAUCGGAUUUCAGAUAAUCAAACGCCACUAUAAUGGUAAUAAAAUGGAAAUAAUCCACAAAUAUUUGAAUUUUAUAACAAUUGAGUGAAUUCGAUCGUCCACGAAAUGAACAAUUAUUAUUAGGAAAAUUUAAUACACCGAAAUAUUAUUGAAUUAUUGUAGAUCUUGGCAAAACUAAUAUUGUACGAGAUGCAUCUUUUUAACACUGACUGCGAGAGUUUUGUAAUAUAAAAAUUA
This is a messenger RNA of Dendronephthya gigantea, 4765 nucleotides long. Its product is annotated as DENN domain-containing protein 5B-like. Bases 117 to 4247 code for a protein of 1376 amino acids. The transcript has 27 exons. Lineage: Eukaryota; Metazoa; Cnidaria; Anthozoa; Malacalcyonacea; Nephtheidae. The record is from RefSeq and is a predicted model, not a curated record. Gene Ontology annotation, molecular function: small GTPase binding; guanyl-nucleotide exchange factor activity.